Molecule: messenger RNA, 411 nt
Organism: Aspergillus mulundensis
Lineage: Eukaryota; Fungi; Ascomycota; Eurotiomycetes; Eurotiales; Aspergillaceae
Exons: 2
Coding region: 1-411 (136 amino acids)
Source: RefSeq, a predicted model, not a curated record
AUGUUUGAGCGUCGCGCGGCAGAUCGAUAUCGCCUACGGAUGCACCGUGCCCGUACAGUGGCGUUGACGAACGAUGAGAUCGUGGAAGUGCGGGCGGCACAACGGACCUUCGAAGGCGCCUAUAUCCGAACAGCCCUCUCUCAGUUCUCGUUUUCCCUUGUGGUUCUCAAGAUUUUCACAAACGAGUUCUACAGCACUGGGGCAUUAUUCGCCGUCUACGGUACAGGGGUACUUAUAAUCGGCCUUUUCCGACGGCAGCAGGGCAAUCGACAGUUCUUCUCCGAGGUAGGGAAUGACGGAGUUCAACGCCACAAGUUCAGGACAAGCGGAAAUGCGGUGGUCAUCUUGACUGCCUUGAGUAUCGCCGCUUACGCCACGCUCAUCGCCUUGACACUUCGGCUGGACAGGUAG